UUCGGCACUCGGCAACAAACUAGACGCGCGGGGCUCUCGCCAAAACACGCGAACCGACCACCCAAAAACCAAAUAAAAAAAUAAAUUAAAAAAAACCGGAUCCCACCCCGUAAGGGAACCCAAAACAAAAUAAUCAUAAUAAUCCAAAAAUUAUUAUCAAAAGCAAACAUCAGUUUUUUUGUUAGGCCAAAACUUCCAGAAGUGAUUGGGCGGCAGUGGAGUGGUUAAACAAGGAGUGCCAUCGGGAUCUCUUAGCCAGUGUUUUGUUCCGCUAUCACACUUCCGGCGAGCGCAAUUUUCCGGAUUUUCCCAAUUCUUAGUGUCAUAUCUACAUCCGGGUGUGUGCGUGCGUGCGUGUGUGUGCGGUGGUGACGUACAGCAAUCGCGCGCCAAGUGUUUGGUUGCUUCCGUGAGGUGUUCUGGUCAUUAACCAUCGGAUUUUGUUCGUGUUUCUUGCACCGGUGUGAAGUUCCGGGUUUUUCUGGCAUUUUUGUUUUCGAGUUUCGUGACAGUCGUGAGAGCACCCGUGGCGUGUUGAAAAAACCUAUUCUUCAAGGAAAAUUGUUCAACAAUUUCGGGAGCUAACAGCAGCAAUCUAGUGGAUCGUCUGCCAAGUCUAAAAGGUGUAGGAAAGUUUAAUCGCGAAACACGACACUAAAUCGGUACCAAACCAAAAAUACCUCCCAAAAUCGAGGGUAAAGGAGAAGGUCCCAUACACACGGCGACUAACCCAUAGCAGAGACGGGAAACUAAGAGGGUGCCCAAGGCAGCAAAGCGUGUGUGUGUGUUUUUUUUUCGGUCGUACUCGGAGAGCAGCUCUCGGCGUUGUUAUCUGUAGUUUUGUACUAUUAGUACUGCUACUACCACUACCGGCUACCAUUAUCUAUUAGUACCAUCUAUUGUUGUUAUUAAUGUUUUAAGUUGCUUAAAACGUGGCCGCAGCAGAGAGCGAAAGAGAGCGAGAGAGAGAGAGAGAGCGUGUCGAAAUCAAACGCGUGUGUAAUAAUUUCUAAUGUGCUAUAUUAGCAGCCGAUAAACGCAUGGAAGUCCGAGUGCGAGAGAUAUAAAAAGAGAGAGAGAGAGAGUAAUUUGAUAAGCGUUUUACUACCACCGUAUCGACCUGGAUGCGAUCAAACGCGACCCAACGGAUUCGUUUUUCGACUCAUCAAAAUUAUCCAUUUCGGCCCGGUGUGCGUCGUACCUCUAUUUUCCGGUCUCGGAUCCGUAGCUGCUGAGUCGUUACGCGGUUUCUUUGUGUUAGUGUCCGUGUGUGUUUGUGCAUUGUUGCUGAGCUAUAGUGAGGGCUAUCUCGCAAGCAAUAUCUUCGAUUAGGAAGUGACACAGUGUGCGUAGGUAAUAGUACUCCACGUGGUAUAUCUUCGAAGACACCUCAUGCACCCGUCAUCAUCGUCCAUCGAAUUGUCGUGUCCUGUGUGAGUGAGUGCGUCCGCGCGUGUUUGUAUGUAUUUGUGUUUGUACGUGUGCCUGUGUGUGCGUGCCUGGCGGACCAGUUUUUAAGGGGCUGCAAACGAAACGAAAACAGGAAAAAAAGCCAUCUACAGCAUCCACCAGAGGGGCUAGAACAUACUCUAGGAGGUUACCGAGCAACCACUACACGGCGGUAAUUCAGUAAGCGAAAAGGAUACGCAACAAGAUGGCGUCAAAUUUGGAGCAGUUUUCGGAGCUGGAGCUGUCGAAGGAGGAUCGUGAGCAGAUCUUCGACCCACCGUUGGAUGCGCCCAAAACACAGAAUGGUGCCAGUACAACGGCCAAAAUCGUCAUUAGUGGUAUACCGCAACACGCCAAGUUUGACGACAUAGAACCAUUGCUGAAGCCGUACGGCAAGGUGGAACACUGUGAGGCGGGUACUAGCAAAGACCCCAACACGCAGACCGUCCAUAUCACCUUCGAGAACCACGAUCAAGCACAGAGGGCGGUGGCUGGCCUGAACGGUGUGGAUUUCGACGGUUCGAAGCUGCAGGUGGAGCUCUCGGAGGCGAACAAACAGGCCCGCAGGGCACAGCGCAACCGAUCGCAGUACGGGGCAGGCAUGCCGGGCGGUGGUGGUCCCGGUCGCCAGACCGACUUCCCGCUGCGCGUGCUGGUGCAGAGCGAGAUGGUCGGUGCGAUCAUUGGCCGACAGGGCAGCACGAUCCGGCACAUUACCCAGCAGAGCCGGGCGCGUGUCGACGUGCACCGGAAAGAUAACGUCGGUUCGGUCGAGAAGGCGAUCACAAUCUACGGCAACCCGGAGAACUGUACGAUGGCGUGCAAGAAGAUCCUCGAGGUGAUGCAGCAGGAAGCGAACAGUACGAACAAGGGCGAGAUAUGCCUCAAGAUUCUGGCACACAACAACCUGAUCGGGCGCAUCAUCGGCAAGAGCGGGAACACGAUCAAGCGGAUAAUGCAGGACACGGACACGAAGAUCACGGUCAGCUCGAUCAACGACAUCAGCAGCUUCAAUCUGGAGCGCAUCAUUACCGUGAAGGGUUCGAUCGAAAACAUGUCCAAGGGCGAAAGCCAGAUCAGUGCCAAGCUGCGCCAGAGCUACGAGAACGAUCUGCAAGCGCUGGCACCCCAGAGCAUCAUGUUCCCGGGCCUGCACCCGAUGGCGAUGAUGUCGACCGCUGGCAACGGCAUGGGCUUCACCGGGCGUACCGGCGGGGCAACGGCAAGCGGUGGCAGCGGUGCCGGCAUGUAUCCGGGCUCCAACUUCCCAAUGUAUCAGCCACCGGCCGGUGGACCGGCGGGCGUACCACCUGGCUCGAGCGAGGUGCAAGAGACUACCUACCUCUACAUCCCGAACAAUGCGGUCGGUGCGAUUAUCGGCACCAAGGGAUUACACAUCCGGAACAUUAUCCGGUUUUCCGGUGCUUCCGUGAAGAUUGCCCCGCUCGAGGCAGACAAACCGCAGGAACAGCAAACGGAGCGUAAAGUUACCAUUAUCGGCACACCGGAGGCCCAGUGGAAGGCGCAAUACCUGAUCUUCGAGAAGAUGCGCGAGGAGGGUUUCGUGUCCGGUACGGACGAUGUUAGACUAACGGUGGAAAUUUUCGUGCCCAGUGCACAGGUUGGCCGAAUCAUUGGCAAGGGUGGACAGAACGUGCGGGAGCUGCAGCGUGUCACUGGCAGCAUAAUUAAGCUACCGGAACAUACCGCUAGUGCACCUGUGGACGAGGAAACGACAGUACACAUCAUCGGUCCGUUCUUCAGUGUACAAUCGGCACAGCGGCGUAUUCGUACGAUGAUGCUUGCCACGAAUCCGCCCCCGGUCACCAAGCGACAGUCGUCACAGAAAGCGAAGGAUCAGACGACGGGCGGUGGGCCAACCACGCCUGCUGCCGGUGUAACUGCAGCCACCGCCACUACUACUGCCACCGUCGCCGCCACUACCACUCCUCCCCAGCAACAGUCGUCCAGUACCAGUGCGUAAUCAAAAUGUUGUCCUGCGCCGGAAGACAACGAUCGGGAGUGAAUAGCCAACCGGUGGCAACAAUAGCAAUAGUAGCAACGGCAGAUCAACAACCACAGCAACCAUUACCGUUUACAGUCGAGCCAGCAGGAUGCGUAGAACGGGAAAAGAAGAUGCAACAGCAGCGAGAGAUGUGUUGCUCAAGAGAUACAGCAGAGCGCGCUAAAGAAAGAGAGAGAGAGAGCGAGGCAUCGUAAACGAGAUCGCGGAAUACUAACAGGAAAACAGGAACACAAAUCCUAACGCCAAAUACAUCACCAAUAGUAGCAAACACUGCAAUAGCCCAAGCAAAAAAUGCAACAAACAGACCGCGCAUACAUAGAGAGAUAGAGAGAGAGAGAGAGAGAACCGAUCAGAGUGGAGUGGUGCGGAGUUGUUCUAAACGACACCCUGAUCGAUCGUUCAUUCGUGUUUGUUUCUUUUUUUUGCCCCCCCUUUUUUCCAUAUAUUAGCUUAUAAAUGUUGUUAUAUUUACUCUAUUUACUAUUUUGUCUGUUCCUUGUUCACUUACAACACGCACCCAAUAUGCAAUAGUUAAUGCGAGGUCACACCACCGGAAAGAUGGCCCCAAGGGUCGAUCGCCACGUCACGAGCCUCAAUAAACACGAACGAGCGAGGGAUGCGUAACGAAGCGGCUGAGGGUUUAUUAAGCCCCACUUGCGCGACGUUACGCUUCUCCCAAUCAAUCGAUCAACUACACCGAAAACCAUAAUCAAAAUAGCCAACCAAUCUAAGUCUUAGAUUCCGCCCAUUAGCAGAGCAACCGCGUCGCGUCAAAUGUCGUCUAAACCCCCCUGUUAAAGCCAUUUCCCCACAGGACGCAAACAGCAGCAACAACAACAAUCUGUCUGUCUGUGGAGCGAUAGCCAAACCUCAAAACCAUCCUGCCUCACAAAAUACCAUUUAUAUACACUAUCGAUAUACAGUGAGCCCGGACGUGAGUAAGGUUCCCGAUACUCACCGUUAGUACUAACAUCCGCAGCAAGGAAGAAAGUUCAACAGGAAGAAAGAGAGGGAGAAGAGAGAGAGAGUGCGAGAAAAAUACUUUAAAUUCUAAUAUAAUAAUUCAUAUAAAAAAUAGUUUGUAGCCCACGAAACCCCCUUUUGGGAGAGCCGGAAGGUGAGGGGAGAGUUAAUCGUGGAAAGGAUGCUGAUGGAACCUAACAAUUCGACUCUUGGACGAAAACGGUAUGACAGGAUUGUGAAGAACCAUCCAUACAUACAUGUUCAUUCGAACGAGAGAUCGAACUAUAUAAUUAUAAACUUCAUGAUAAGAAAUCCGGUUUAAUCGAACCACACACACACACACACACAAAACAAACACACUUAUACCACAUAGAGUGCAAGGUAGGCAGCGUGUUGCAAAAAGGGUGUCCGGAUCGUGCAAAAACUCUACUACUAACUAUCAUGCAGCAAAAAUUGGGCGUCCGUGCAUCAUGCGAGCGAACAUUCCCACUUGAGCAACAGAACGCGUAACGCCAUUUGAACACGAACAUGUUCCAGCCCCGCUCUAAAUUAUGAGCGCCAAUCAACGGAGAGAAAAACGACAACAAUGCUCCAAUAGACACACAUACACACACACACCACACAAAGGUUAGGGUACUAUUGGUUUAAUAAGCUUGUUGCGUUUUUUUUUGCUAAUUUAUUCAGUUGAUGAUACGGAACGAAGAAUUGACGGAAGUUGAAGUUGAAGGAUAAGGGCGAUGGUAGAGGAGGGGACACGUGGUCGGAUUAGUGGGGAAAAAAAAGCAGUUGUGUUGUAAGUGGAUGGCGAAGAUAUGUUUUCGUGUUUUGUCUUAAACGAUCGCGCAAUGAGAGAUUUAAAACUUUAGUGUGUAGCCUUUUUUUUUUGUUCGUGUUAGAGUGAUCGUUUUUAAGCCGGAUGUUUGUGUGUGUGCGUAAGUGGGGAGGAAGUACUGGAAUGUAUGGAUAGAGUAUGAACGGGUAACGGAUGCAAGGAAUGAAUGCUUGGUCAAGUCUAUUGGUGUAGUUGUAGGCACAGAGGAAGAGAGAGAGAGAGCGAGAGAGCGAGAGGAAGAGAAACGUCUACAAAUAACUCUAAAGGAUUGCAGUAGUAGCGUUUAAUAUGGUACAAAGGCGAAGGAAGAGUAUUACACGGCCAGAUGUUGUGGCGCACCUAGGAUUACGCUUCGUUUUGUUCAACACGUGGUCAACACGUGUGAAAGAGCCUGCCCAUCAGACAACCAGAAACCAGCGCGGGUUUGUUGUUUUAUAGAGUUCCUGCUGUGUGUGGCGGACGUGUGUUUUUUGUGUGUGUUAAAGCAGCCCGCGAACAGCCGUGCCACUGCCGCCUGCCCGUGGAUGUAACAUAAGAGAAGGAGCGAGAUAUAAGUGAGCUGAUUUUAUGUCUCACCGAUCGCCUACCGAGAUCACCUACCGAGAUCAUCUAAUCGAAUCGGUUUCCUCAGCUGCUGGUGCUGUGGACCAUGAUGAGUGGUCCUGUCGCACUGCAGCGGAAAACACCCCCUACAAGUGGACCUGUUGCCGCAGCUGCAUCGAUCGCGACUAUGCUAAGAGCUGCCCCCCUUUUUGUUCGAACAGGUGGCAGUUGACCAAAGACUAUGAUGUAUCGGAUAAAACCGAUGAAUACUGAUGAUCGUGUUUUGUUUUGCUGAAUACCAAUGAGACAGAUUCCGGCACAGGUCCGCUAGCAAAUACCUAUAGUGGCAACAGCAGCAGCAGCAGUGGCUAGAGUCGACUACUCUCCUGCUGGAAGCUGCGUUUUUGAGGGAAGAGAGAUCGCUAACCGUAGCGAUCUUCUUCCACAUCAUUUGUUACUAACAUCAGCAGCAGUGCCAGUCGAUCCAUUGGUUCCCAUCACGUACGUUUUGUGGUAGGUGGUACACGGUGGCGCAAUUCAGCAGUUGCCAUCGGAAGAAAAACGUCGGUGACGCUAAUGUGCGCAACCCGGCGCGAACUAGGAAACUGUAUAGCGUAUAGAGGUAACGGACGACGGUUGUUGUGACCCAUUUUAGAGGAUGCUGCGACCCACCAAAAAAAAAAACCCGGGUGGCGCUGCGCUCUGUGUGAGUGUGUAUUUGCUGCUGCCAACGUCCCAACGUGGCAGCAGACUGCUGAAUGUAACGUGCAUGCCUUAUUAAAACUAUUUAUUACGAAACGAAGAGAGGGAACGAAGAGUGUUAGGGCGAGGGAAGGAAGAAACAAAGGUAUAGACGGGGAAACGGUGGUUAAAAAGUGCGCGCGCGACGAUGAAACACGGCGGCCGGUAUGUAAAGGCCCCCCCACAUCCGUUUAACCUCAGGGAGCAACCGGCUUUUUUUUGGUUUUCGAAGGCUCAUCGCAAAGACCUAUUGCGCAGUCUGUCAUAUCCGGAACCGCUUCAGGUAUCUGAAGAAGCGUACAAGUAGUACAGACGUGUGUUGCGUCUUGGAGGAAGAACCAGAGAAACACAAUACCUCACGAAACAAGUGCAUUACACACACACACAUUAAUGCUUCUCCCUGAUGUACCAAUGUCGAUCGAUUCUUGAACGCCACAGGGCAGCAGAGAUGGAUGGGUUAAGAAAACGAUGGGCAAGGAAUGCAACGAAUUUCUGUGUGACCACUUACCUCAGAGAGUGAGGGCGUGCCCGCGCCUAUCUGCCACCCGUCAUCCCGACCGAUCUGUUUAUCCAGAUAUAAGUGUAGGAGAUCAUUUGUGGGACGCCAUUUUGUUUUUGUAAGACAUUUGUACGACGAACCUUGAUUAAAUAUGUGCUAAAGCUCUGCUCACGCUCACGUUGCAGGGGUCUGUUUUUGUAGCGUGCACCGUGCCGCGGGUGCCGCCAUCUUGUUUGCUUAACUUAUUGUUGAUGAAGCGUGUGGGUGCGUACGCUGGUGUGAUGCGUACCGGCAUAUAUAGACGUAAACUGUUGUUGAAGCUGUUGUCCCCUGCAUCCCUUUUGUAUAGCCUUAUUCAUUGCCUGUUGACUCCUCCGUUUUGUUUUGUGUAACUCUAGUAACUGUUUAUUUCUUACUCUAGCGCGGCCAGUCUCUCUUUGUCUCUCUGUUGACACGCUACUCCCGUGACUUUGUUUACUAGACAGGCAGACCAGACGGUGUAAACCAUCUGUGCGUAACCAUACAACAGCAAUGUUUACUCUGAGUAGGCUACCUCAAUUUGAACGGUGAGAGAGCCAUAGAGAAAGAGAGAGAGAGAGAUGGAGUCGCGUUUAAAGAAUAGGAGACGUAUAAUCAAAAUAGUUUUGUUUCCCAUUUGUAGCGUCUGAUGUUUUGUUUUUUUUUAUUAUGUCAUACAUAGUCUUUUCCUAAUUAUAUUUACACAUCCCACAACACAGACAAAUGAGCCAACAAGCACUGUUAGAUUGCAAAUGGAUUCUUCCACAAUAUUGUCUACCGUUUACAGAGCAUUAGUACACACUACUACUACUACUACUACUACUACUAAAACUUCUACCAGCACCAACACACCUCUAAGGAACGUGUGUACGUGUUUAAAUAACAAUCAACCGUAGAUAUUUAUGUCGUUUUAUGUCAACGCAAUAAGUUCGACCGGUCGCACACAUACAAACCGAACUGGCAAACGAAUAGAUUACUAAGAGCUAAAUACUAAGAGCUGCUCACUUGCCGAACAGCUUCCUCCUACUGGCGCAUUUGUUGAAUCGUUUUCUUUUUAGAUCGAUGUUUUCUUGAUUCGAUUCCUAGGACGACGGAAUUGUAUCGUAAUUGGGAAAAACAAAUGUUUCUUUCAAAUAUCUUAAGUUUUUAGAUAAAAUGAAAUCGGUUAAGGAGGCGCACGGCGCUUUGAUGCGAGAAAGGAAGGACAAAAAACGAUGACGGUGGGCUUCAUUCAUGGAUGGAUGGGAACAACCUCAAACCUCACCACCUUUUUUGGCAAACACUUUGGCACACAAAUCUUGCAAAAACAAAACGGCGAAAAUUUACGAUUCUUUUCUUUCGGACAAAAUGGAUAUAUGUAUCAGCACACGCAUAAACUACUUCUCUUGUGCGCAGGAAUUCUAAAAGCAAACCGAUAAACACUCACGAAACAACCAUACGAAAGAAGCUCACAAGAAGCAGAAUUUGGAGAAAAGCGAUUAGCAAGAGGCAAAGAAAAUGUCCCCUUAUUAGUAAGUAACGUUUGUUAGGUAUCACGGUGACAGCAUUUGGCGGAUGAAGGCAAACAAAACUACUAAUAAUAAUGUGCUGUAGCGGAAAAUAGAUAAGAAAAGGCGCAGUGCACAUACACUGGUUUGGCUGCAAAACAAUUUCCCCCCCCCCCGGAUGCGACGGAAAUAUAACAAUUUAAAAAUUACAAUUCACACGAGCCGGUGUGCAAGUAAAACACAACACGGGAAAUAAGUAUGGAAACAAAAGAAAAAAGCAGAACAGGAAAAUUUCCUGAACACGAGAGGACAAAACACUUUGUUUAGCUCACAGUAAGCAAAGCUGUGCAGGAAAAUUCGCUCGCUAAGAGUUGCUGCAAAACGUUGAUUGAAAAAUGGUGAAAUGAAUUAAAAAGCCUCCACAUUGUUGAACUGAGAAACACGUUUGAGGAGGUAAAAAACCAAAAGAGUGAAACACAAACUAGAGAAAACAAACUGAAACGUGUGACGUUUGUGGUCGUUUGUUUUUCUGAUUUUAUAAUUGUAAAACUCGUGCGAGGAAAAAAAAAGCCGUUGCACAAACACUUAAAGGAAAAGAAGUGGAAGCGAAUAAGAUGGAAAGUGAGAGAGCGAGAGAGAUAAUGAAAACAAAAGCGGUUUAUAUUGUGGUGUGGUGCAUGUGAAAAGUGCUUUUCGGACGGAAGUAUCAAAGUAAGCGGUGACUGCAUCGUACAGUGGAGACGCCAGGUUAGCCAUCGAUUGUACAUGGGACGGUACACACAUAGUAAGGGUUAUGGGAACCGUCGAGAAGAAGCAGGGUGAAGAGAUGAAACAAACAAAAAAAAAAAACACAACUAAACACAAGAGAGACAAAGUGACUAAAAUCAAUUGUUAGAUUUUUUUAUUAUAUAUAUUAUAUUGAAAAUAUAUUAUAUAUACACGUGUAUUUGUGCGGAGGAGGAAGAAAAUCAAGAAAGCAAACAAAAACAAACAAAAAAAGGGAAGCCAGCCGGUGGGCGAAGAACAAAAUGGGAAGAGACACGGAUCUUAUGGAGUUGUGAGAAAAGAAAAGAGGGUGGAAAAGGCCAUCAGAAUUUAGCGUGUGUGAGGACAAAAAGGGCAGAGAAACCAAACGGAGGAACAUGUGUUAAAAAAAAACAUAUUGAAAAAGAAGAGGAAAAACAGUGAGUUUGAGUGCGUGUGUGUGAAAGAGUGUGCUAGAGAGAGAGAGAGCGGAGUAUAUACGACGGGGGAAAGGGGAAAAGUGCGAGAUGCGAACAAGAAGAAACGAGAAAAAAAGGUACAAUGUGUGUUGUUUUCGCCCCCAUCGUCAUCGGAUGGUGAAAGUUCCCGUUGUGUGAAAAACAGUGGACAAAAGUGAGGGAAUGUGUUUGGCAAAGAGCUGAUGAUGAUAUUUAGCUAACAUCUUUACUAUUUAUUGAAAAUACUAGAGGCUAUAAUAUCGUUGAAUAUUUCGUAAAAGCAGAAGAUGGGAAGGACAAGAGAGCGAGAAAGAGAGAGGAAGAGAGAAGGAGAAUCCAAACAAACGAAAGCACACACACACACACUUAAGAUGCGUGAAGCUUUUGAAAGUGCGCAAGUAACAAAAUGGCCGCCUUGUGUGUGUGUUUGUGCGUGCGCGCGUGGAAAGCGAGAGAGUUGGAGGACAAGUGCGUUGAGUUUGUGUUGGUGCAACUACCUCUACCUCUGCCUCGUUUGUUUUGUUUACAUUCGAACUGUCAACCAGAUGACAACAGUGUGCAGUUCAGUUCGCCUGUUCCUUGGAUAGAGAAAAUUUGCGCAAAACAACAACAGUAUGCGGCACGUUGGUGAUGUAAAAAUUAUUUUAAUUGAUUAACACUUAAUCGUACACACACACGCGCACACACUGAGAGUGCCACUGCCAGAAGCAGAUCUAGAUGGCAGGACCAACCUUGUGAGGAAGGACCUGCCGUUGCUGCUGCUUGCCCCCCCCCCCCCCAAAGAACGACUAGCGCUUCAUGCGGGUUGUGGGGCGUUAUAUUAAUGCUCCCCCAACCGUGCGUGUGUGCGCGUGCGUGCGUGUGUGUGUGUGAGUCGCCAACAAUCUUCGGAAUCUUCGGCUUAGUUAAGCAGAGCGUACGUGUGUAAGAUUAAGGGGGUUUAGCUUAGAUUGAGGAAGUAAGGGAGAGAACUAAAAACGAGAGAGAGAGAGAGAGAGAGAGAGAGAGAGAGAGAGAGGGAGAGAAAGUUAUUGGAAGCUUUUGGCGCGUAAUCUGGCGGUGAGGUUGUUUUAGUAUUUCCAAGUGUUGUGAUAUGACGAGGCAUUUAGAUAGCUUUCGGAAAAAGAGUGUUUUGUUUUUGUUUAGAUUUGCGUUUAAAUUUAAUGUUGACACAGGUUCUGUGUGUGUGUGUUUUUUCUCUCUCCCACGUGUUUUUUUAGGAAAAAGGUCUUCCCAAGCGGAGGAUGGUUAAGGCAAAAAAAAUGAAACCAACAUUCUGGCAUCUGUAAGAUAGUUUUGUUACUCGGGCGAUCCCUUUAUGUUUGGAUCGAUGCAGUGAAGAAUGCAGAGCUCUCCCGAAAACUGUUGGAGUCGAUUCAAAAAAAUGAAAAAUAAGUUUUUUGAAACACUCUUCAAACUAAAUAAGUUGUACAAUAUCCACAAUUAACCUCACCUGAAGCCUAUUGAUUUUUUUUACUGUUCGAAGCACACAGCAUGGUGUGCCGAUACUGUCCUUAUACAGGAAAAUACAACACAGGUCACAUUUUAGAUUUUAAUGCUUUAGGGCAAAAAUAUCUGACGACGAAAAUGGAAUACAAACACACUCACACAUACAAUACGAUCGUCCACAUUGGCAGCAGAAUUUAGAAUGCCACGCAGAAUUGAGAAGCAAGGGAAAAUCCUUGGAUUUUCUCAUCAAAUGGAACAACACACACACACACACAUUAGUUGCAAAGUAGGGAAAUAGCACAACGAAAAUGCUCACCACGCAAAACACACACACACACUGAUACAUUGGCAAAUGUUAUUAGUUUUCGACUUAACUUUUCCCACUUCAAGAAAAACGAAUCGAACCUCGAAACUUACGACCAGCUUCAAGCAGCAAAAAAAAAAGCAAACCAUCCACAAUCCGCAGUCUGGUAUGUGGAAGAAAGGGCGAGGAAUAGUACAUCCCACUGAACCGAUUGAACCGAAUGGUUCUAUAAUUUCCCGCUCAGAUGGCUCCCGGUGGGUGGCCAAAGGAAGAUCGCACACAACACUCUCUCGUACGCACACUCGUAAUCAGCAGAAGCGAAUUCUGAUCCGGCAGGACUUGAUCUCGAAUACGAAACAGACAGGAAAGAACGCAGAACCGAACGAAGAACAAAAAAAGAAACGGAAACCCGAACCCGGCAACCGAGCAGAACCGAAACCGAACCGUGAAAAAAUAGCGCAGAACAGGCACGCAGAUUCAUUACUGCCAAACACGCAAAAACAAGACCAGCACCCAGAUUGAUGAAGAAAAAGAAGAACAAACUGGAAGGAGAAAAAUAUGAAAACACGACAAAACGAUAUAAAAGCAUAAAAAUGGAUUGCCGAAGCACCAUUACGCUAAACAAUAUAAAACGGAAGCGAAACAUAGGAAACCGCGAAAGAAAGAAGAAGCAAAACAGCACACACAAAAAGUAAACAACUAAAUAUGAUAACCACAACCUGUGGCAAGGUGAUCGGACAAUUGGUGAAGAAAGAAAAAAAGUUGAUGCAAACGCAUAAAAACUCACACACCAAUCUUAAUUGGCAAUUAUUAUAGUAAGCUAUGAGUUUUUAUUAAUCCCAUUCAAAAUCCUUACUGCAAACAGCAAAACGAGGCAAAAGAAAAGAAAGGAAAGGGAAACUACUUUAGCUAAGCAAGCAAGCAAACAAAAAAAUACGAAAAAUUGUGUUAGGUUCGUAAAAAAAGGGCAAAUCCACAAACAUGAAAAUUACAUUGAAACUGAGUGUGUUACAGCUAAUACUAACCAACCAGAGCAAACAAAACUAAAAACAUUUAAAAAAAAACGCGAUCCAAAAGCAAACAAAAAAAUAAUAAUAACAAAGUACACAUUAAAAGAGGAGAAAAAAACAUCCAAUUAUUUAGAAACCUUUCGAACACAUACGUUCUAUUGUAAGCUGCUAACAUACCAUUUAAAUUUAACGAAGACGCACGAAGGAAAGCAAAACACGAAAACAACGGAACAGAUAAAAACAAGUCGAAAGUUAAGGGUUUUUUAAUUUUUUGCCACCCCUAACAGAUGCGUGUGCACCGAGAACGAAUUGGGUAGUUUGGUAAUGCUUUUGUUAUGAUUUAAUAUAAUUGUAAACCCGUUUUCAGCAUACAUUUAAAAUAGCACCUAACACUUCUAGACUAACCAACUUCCCCAUGUCCGGAGGAUUGAAGAAGAAAAAAAAAAGCUAACCCAGCCCCACUUUUCCCCAUCCCUAUCCGCUGUAAUUGGCGUAGUAAAUGUGGAAAAAAUGGCAACAAAAAAAAAUUAUAAAAAGAAAUAUAGAAAUCAAACACAACCUCACACUACUAAGAAGUACGAUGCUGAUGAUCACCUUGUCCCUUGUUGACAUGAAAAACAGGCAAGAGGGGAAAUAGAUUAAAGAAAACACACACACAUGGAAAGUAAUCACGUAUGAAAUGAUUUGUGACAAAACAAAGCAAAAAAAACAAAAUGGAAGAAAAAGCAUGCAAAACACAUUUACCUCAUGUUUUGAAGAAUAGAAGUUAUAGACACUGUAAGACAAUUUGGAAAACAAAACCAUACAAUCUAAAUAUUUAUAUAUAUAUGCUAUACAUAAUAUGCAAAACACACAGCAAACGAUUGUGCAAAUGUAUCAAAGAAAACAAACACAAACACAAAAAAAACAUAUUUAGGCGUGUAAAAGACUCUACCUACUCUCCCAUCCGCAGCAAACAUAAGGAAAAAACCCUCACAAAAGGAAAAUCAAACAAAAAAAAAAGAUGAAAUUUCACCCACACCACUAAAAACUAAAUACAACUUGAUGUUUGUUUUUUUUUACAUUGGCCGCCACACUGGUAGAGAAGCAGCAUAAGAUGUGUAAUGCCAACCCAUUGUAAAAUUGUAAGAUUAUUGUGGAACAAACCGAACUAUUUGUGGAACACGGAGCAACAAAUUUAUGUAACACAAAACGAACCUCCUGAAAAUCCGGGAUUUUGUGUUCCGAGCAAGCUCACCUCAUUCACUGUGUACAUGUGUGCGUGUUUUCCUCAACACUAUGUUGUCUAUUCUGGCCGUCAGUUGUGUUCGGUUGCAUAAAUCUUACAGAGUGGACAAUUGUUUUUUCCACCGCAAACCGGAUAAUAAGGAAAAAAAAAUUCAAACAAGAAAUAGAUGUCGCUUGAAAAUUAAAAAAAAGAAAAGUUUAGAAGGUCACAGCAAGGAAUCAGAAUUUUUGAAUCAGACAUUUUAAGAAAACAUAAUGGAGUAAUUGAGUAAACUAAAAGAAAAAAAGCAUAUAAAAAAUAAUUUCUCAAUUUAAUUUAGUGUAAUGAACAAAAUUCGGAAGGCAAAACAUAAACCAUACGCAAACACACACACACAUAUAAAGCAAAAUGAUGAAUGCUUGCUGUCUGAAAAGAAAAAUUGCAUUACUUUACCUUAAGCAACAUAAAAACAAAACAAAUGAAAUUAUUUUUCGCUCAAUGCUAUCAAUGCUAUCAAUCGCCUCCUAAAGCCCCCUAGCUUUGUAUUUUCUACUGCACAUGUCCUACACGAUACGCCGCCCCCCAAAAAAGGAUUCGUUAGUUUAGCGUUGUAUCGUUUAAAGUGGUUUAAAACUAUUCGAAAGAAGCAAAGAGAGAAGGAGCAGGAAAGAAUUAAAAAAACAUAAAAGAAGAUAAGAAAAUAGGGAACGAAACACACACACAUAAGAAUAAGCGAUAUAUUUCUCCAAAAUCAUUUAAAAUCAUGCAAUAAGAAAGCAGUAAGAAAACACGCAAACAGACAAAAACAACUUUAAAAAUUCAAAAUCAAUGCUGCGAAACAAUUUUUUUAUAUAAAAUUGAUUUGCUAUACGCUUCCACGCUAGAAGCAUUAUUGGAUGCCUUUCCUGUUUCCUUUUUUCUCCCCUUUAUUCCUAUAAUUUCUUUAAAGUGUAACCAUACAAAAAAAAACUUAUAAAAACUUAAACAAAAAAAAAAAGAUACUUGUAAAGCAACGUUUCAUUUCCGAUUUUUUUCUUUCUCUCAAAAGCAAAUUAAAACUAAGAGAAAAACAAAACAAAAACAGAAAACGGAAGAUGCAUUUUGUUUGUUGAUGAAGAAAUAAUUUAGAAACAAAAAACUAAUCUAAACCCUAUGGCUAGAUGAGGGAAGAGCGUGUCCAGCUCCAGACUACACUACGUUCUCUCGCGCAGUUUUAGUUGUUUAAGGAGGGUUUUUUUAAGUUAACAGAAAACGGCAAGGUAGAGUAAACAGGAAAACAAAAUUUGGAGAAGGAAAAACCAUAAUGGCGCCCGUCAUCAAAGCUUUUGUUACAACAGGUACAGCAAAGAAACACCAGGACACUACAACAACCGGACAUGGUGGCGUGCUGUGGGUUUAGUAGGAAAAACGUAAGAAAUAACAUUCAAAAGUAAAGAAAUAGGAAACAAGAUAAGAGAAACAGAUAAAGCUCUAGGUUCUCUAGGUUCGUUAGGUUCUUCUACCAGGUUCAACACCCAUCCUAGCGCUCUUUUUUGCUCUUGGUUUCCCGGCUGUACGUUAAAUCCUAAUUUCCAAUUUUACUAAAAUCGUUUUGCUAAUUAUUGUUUCACAAACACUCAAGAUUUUUUGUUUGUUUGGUCGAGUGUGGCCGAUACACCCAUGCCAUGCCUGCUACUGAGGAGCGAUGUGUCAGUGUCUCAGGUCACUAGACUAGUGUCUUAAUGUUUGUAAUAAUGAGCCGUUUUUUUAACAUAACACACAAUCCAAGCAACCUACGUCUUGUUGUUUGUUUGUAUCUCGAACCGCGCUCGUUGUUAUACUCAUGUGGACGAACCUGAGACACACAAACAAUAACUGGAUCUUUGCAAUAGUUAUAUCAACAAAAAGAAUUAAGUUUAAUUAAAAAAAAUUGCAAAACAAUAAUUAAAAUAUCAAAAGCAUGCAAAAGAGAAAAAAAAUUUUAAACAACACAGCGCCCUCUAUAUUUGUUUCUUGCUUCCUUUGGGAAGCCAUUUUUUGUUUCUCUCUCGCUCUGUUUCAUUGCCGUCGCCGUUCAUCGUCGUCGUCGCCGUCGCCGUCGUCACCGUUCCCUCCGUUUUGGGGAUGAAGGGGAGCGCUAAAAAAAAAAAACAAACAAGGAUAAUGAGUGGAUGAGUUUUAGGAUAUAAUGCAAAUAAUUGACAUGCCUGUGUGAUAAUAGUUUAUAUUCCUGUCAUUAUCUGUAUUUAUAUUCUUUCCCCUUCCCGCCGUUCCCCCCCCCCCCCCACCCCCUCCCGAAUGCAAGCAGGGCUGCUCCUGUGGCGGGGCAGGGAGAGGCGCGCCAGGAGCACGGACGGAGGACGGAAAAGGAGGAAGAGGAAGAGACGAUUGGAAAAGUUGGAAAGCCCUUGAAUGGAUUUUGGCAAGAGAGCGUAUGAAAAAAAAGGGCGGGAAAUAACGGGGGUUUUCUAAAGGUUAGGAGGUGUGUGUGUUUUUUUUUGUUUUUUAAAUUUAUAUUAUUACUGUAAAAAAACAAAGGAAGAAAGGAUACAACGGUGUGGGACGGAAACGGAACAAACGGCCAUCAGAUGGGGGUGGUAAAAACGCACCCCAAAUAAUCCACAUUGCUGGAGAGAACAGAUGGCACCGUUUUUUUAGGGGGAAAAACAAAACCAAUUUAUAUAUAUAUAUGUGUGUGUGUAUAAAUGGGCAUAUAUAUAUAGAUAUAUAUAAAGGAUAAAGAUUUAUAUAUACACCGUUUAGCGUUUAGGAUGGUUGCGAACGGCGGAGCAUUGAGCAGGAAAGCUUACUUCUUCUCGUAUAAUUCUAUAAACUUAUGAUUACUACACUAAAAUAUUAUGAUUAUUAAGCUAAUUAUACUAUGUUUAUGAUUUUUUUUCUUCUGUAUCGUAAUCAUCAUGACUCCUUAUAUUACUAUUACACUUAUAUAUUCAUAGUUUUCCUAUGUUUGUUGUUUUCACCGGACAGCAGCUCAUAUCUACACACACACAAACACGAACAGACCAACGUUGCACGUGGUGGUGUGAUAUGUCCCCCCAAAAAAAAAAAACAAAACAUACAAUUGGAAAAUUAAUCAGAUGAAAAGGAAAACUAUACUAUAAUAAAAAUUUACAUACAAAUUACACUUACCAAUAAAAAAAAUACAAUUUCUAAAAAUGCUAUAUCAUCCACAUUCUCAGAGAUACAUAGGUUGGUGUGAAACAUGAAACAAAAACCAUAAAGAAACAACCACAAAAAAAUAGUGGAAGAAUUUAAAAUUUAUUUUUUUUAAACCAUUUAAAUAACGUAUGGCCUCUUGAUAUGCAAAGGAAAAAAAAGAAAUACAGAAAACAACAGCACAGAAGAAAAGCAAAAAGGUUAGAAAGUAAAUAAAUCAAACAAUAAAUAAAACGAAUGAGUAUAUUGGGUUUUGCAACUGAACAAGAAGAUAAAACAGAAGAAAAACAUACAGAAAGAGAUGCGAAAAUACACGAAACAAAACUAGAUUUCGUUGCUUUAGAGAUAACAAUAAUAAAUGAAAUAAUAAUCAGUGAAUCAGAAAACGAAGCAAAAAAAAACGAAAAUCAAUCUUCCGUUUUUGGGGUAAAAAUAUGAAAAAGAAUGUAAAAUUAUUUCCAAAACCCAUGUAUUUAGCACGCUAGCGAACCUUUGGAAAACUGCUUUUAGUAACUGCCGCCGACACAAUAUACUAGCACAGAAGAGAAACGCAAAAAACAAAUUUUUGACCCCGUAAAAUUGAAAAAAAAAUGCAAAUUUAAAUGAAAUGAAAACUUAAAAGUUCACAUAAGAAAAUAGUAACAGUUAAAAUCGGUACAGAAAGUAAACCGGGAACAUCCAAACAAUAGAAAAAAAAGCGAAGCAAAGGAGAAACGAAAACAACAAUUAAAACCUUUGGACAAAAAGUACAGCAGACAGUAGAGAACAGAGCAAGCAGCUUACGGAAACAGUGGAACGCAAAAAAAAAAAAUGAUGAGAAGUAAAGUAAUGUGGUGUUCUGUGUAUUGUUGAACUAACUAAACCCCUCGUCCCGACCCUUACUGCACAAUAGAAACCCCCCAACCUCCCCCCCCGGUUCGGUGAAAACAAACCAAAACACACUUGUAUAAUCAGCAUUAAAGGCAAAAACAAACAAAAAGUUGGAUCAAACAAAGGUUUUUAGCCGGUGAAGAAAGAGGCCCGAGAAUACAGGCGUGUGGGAAGUGUGGUGUGGUGUAAUGAUGAAAAACAGGAGGAUGGAAGUAACAAGUAGCAAGCUAAGCGGAAGGAGAAAAGGAAGGAAAUAAAAUACAGACACACACACAUUAAAAAGAGAAGAGAAGAAGAGUAGCGUGUGUACCAUACAACAACAAGGAAAAACAAAAGAGCCGCAAGCACGGAAGAGUGGAAAAAGAAGGAAAAGAAACUACCUCACUACCUCUAUUUAAACGUAAAAAGUAAAUGAAAAACGGUAAGCGAAAGAAGAACGUAAGAAAAAAAAGGAAGUAAAAUUUACUACAACAAAAAAAGCGUAAAAUGAAACAAAA
Anopheles stephensi (Asian malaria mosquito) is the source of this 18253-nucleotide messenger RNA. RefSeq names its product insulin-like growth factor 2 mRNA-binding protein 1 (gene Imp). Gene Ontology annotation, cellular component: nucleus; cytosol; cytoplasm. The record is from RefSeq and is a predicted model, not a curated record. The coding region runs from base 1655 to 3433 and encodes 592 amino acids. Gene Ontology annotation, molecular function: mRNA 3'-UTR binding. The transcript has 6 exons. Gene Ontology annotation, biological process: regulation of gene expression; nervous system development. NCBI's taxonomy places the organism in Eukaryota, Metazoa, Arthropoda, Insecta, Diptera, Culicidae.